AUGAUAAGUUCAAAACAAUACCAUACCCAAAUCACACCCACCCUGGGAGACGACAGCCCAAUUCCAGUACCCAAGCAAUAUACAUCCCCGGCCAGUCUAUUCCUCAAAGAAGAAGUCUUCCGACUCGGAACAGUUCCAGGUCUGAGAUCCCUACCUCCAAGCCCAGAGCGCGAUUUUCUCACCCUAUCAUGGGGACCUAUCGUCUACCGCACCUCGUACGCUCCUGAAACCAAACGUCUCCUCCCCGUAUUCCUGCGUCACCUCAACAAUUCCGUGCACCGGUCGUUGCGCCGGACGUUACCAGGCUCCGAUGAAGAAAUUCAAAUUCUUACAAACACAUAUUCUUCUAAGAUCUUCAACUCGCUUGAUAUAUACGCCAAUAUGGACGAGGAAACGGUCAGACAAGUCUUUCAUGAUUUCAAGGUGUCGCUCAGGAUACCUGAAAUAGAGCUCCCGAGCAGACUGCGCAUAUGCUUGAUGCUAGAUGACGAAUCGUUAUCGCACUUCAAAGGUAUUUUAGAUCUUUCCUCCAUGGCUGAGAGUGAUGCAAAUGUGGGUGGAUGCUGGGUGAAGGUUGUUGAGGAGAAUUUUCCGGAUUCGAGGAUUGGUGAUCACCCGCUUGCGCACUUUGAUAUGGAAUAUGCAUCUUAUUCUGUUAGAGAGCAUCGUGAGAGUUAUUGUGGGUGGACUAUGGUGGCACUCGAUGCAUUAGUAGAGGUCUUUGAUGGUCUUCGGCAAAUGAAAUGCUUGGUUGACUACCAUCAGGAGGGAAAGGUCUACUUGGGAGAGGGGAAAUGGAGCCUUUGA
This is a messenger RNA of Penicillium expansum, 807 nucleotides long. RefSeq lists its product as uncharacterized. The transcript has a single exon. Lineage: Eukaryota; Fungi; Ascomycota; Eurotiomycetes; Eurotiales; Aspergillaceae. The coding region runs from base 1 to 807 and encodes 268 amino acids. The record is from RefSeq and is a predicted model, not a curated record.